Messenger RNA from Symbiodinium sp. CCMP2456, 198 nucleotides. Lineage: Eukaryota; Dinophyceae; Suessiales; Symbiodiniaceae. The record is from the annotation of a GenBank genome assembly.
GACGAAACUGGCUUCGAGUACUUCGUGUACUUUGUGCGUCGCAGGCCCAUGUUCGAGCUCGUGCAGCUCAACGAUGGCGAGGUAUCCCAACUUGGCACCUUCGUCGACGAGUCUCAGGCCCUGACCGCAGCAAGCGAUGCGGCAGGUCGGCAUCAGCAAGAAGUGGCUGUGCGCCCUCUGAGCCAGUCCCGGCUUUGA